AUGGAGGUUGAUGAUGGCCAAGCCGCUCCAAACUAUCCAACUCUUCUCAAUGUCACACAUAUCGACAUGGCGUCCCGAGCCGACGACAUCCGAGCUGGUCUCAUUGACACGUUUUUGAAUCUCGAACGGGUUGAUAAGAACUUAUAUUUAGCUCGUCAUUUGCUUAAAGGUCGCAACUCAUUACCGGUUGUGUACGGUGGACAAGUCAUCGGACAGGCACUCUCUGCGGCUACAGCCACCGUUGAUAUGGGAUUUGUGCCGAACAGUCUUCAUAGUUAUUUUGUACAAAGUGGCAAUGUGGACCGUCCUAUUCUAUACCAAGUUGACCGAAUUCGUGAUGGUCGCAGUUUUUGCACUCGACACGUUAAAGCUCUUCAAGAUGGUGAAGCAAUUUUCAGUGUUCAAAUAUCGUUCCAUAGGCCUGAGCCUGACUCGAUCGUUCAUCAGCUACCAAUGCCGGAAGUUCCUGCUCCCGACAGCUUGGAGGAUUUGUCGGAAGUAUUCGAAAAAGUGAAGAAGAAUCCGAACAUUCCGGCACCAGCAUUAGCGAUGAUUCGUUUCAAGCAAAAGGAAAUUCCGCCUGCAUUCUUCCGUAUGUUCUCAUUUCGGCCAGUCGACAUCGACUCCUAUCUUUUGCUCAAAAAGGAUGACCCUCAUUCAUCAGCGAAUUCACAUCCUACUGAAGCGUUUCGAUCGUAUGUCUGGAUCAAAGCAAACGAAAAUAUUGGUGACGACCCGAGAUUGCAUGUAGCUGCAGCAGCUUAUAUCUCGGACGCCACCAUGAUUGAAACAGCUCUGAGACCGCACUCAAAGCGAGGAUUCAUCCCGUCGAUGGCUUUGACUUUGGAUCAUUCAAUUUGGAUGCAUACCGAUAAUUUUCGAGUCGAUGACUGGCUGCUUUAUGAAAACCACAGCACUAUUGCUAGCGGUGGUCGCAGCUUGAUUGAAGGAAAAUUAUGGACCAGAGAUGGUCGCUUGAUUUGUUCGACAACUCAAGAAGCACUUGUGCGAUCUCCAAAGAAGCGACCAACACCAUCACCAUCGCCCGCCUCUUACCAAAAUUCUAAUUCGCAUUAA
Molecule: messenger RNA, 1077 nt
Organism: Caenorhabditis bovis
Lineage: Eukaryota; Metazoa; Nematoda; Chromadorea; Rhabditida; Rhabditidae
Source: the annotation of a GenBank genome assembly